Molecule: messenger RNA, 615 nt
Organism: Cucurbitaria berberidis CBS 394.84
Lineage: Eukaryota; Fungi; Ascomycota; Dothideomycetes; Pleosporales; Cucurbitariaceae
Exons: 2
Coding region: 1-615 (204 amino acids)
Source: RefSeq, a predicted model, not a curated record
AUGGCCAACCACGGUGACUCUUAUUCAACAAUAUCUCCCAUUAAGCGCACUCAGCCGACGAGUGAUGAGACACCGCCCUGGACUGGCAUGUCUUUCAUUCAACCCGUUGAUUCUGACGCCUUACACGAGCAUCUCAAGAGGACAUACCCUAAAUGCACCACGCUACGUGAGAGGAAGCAUAUGGCCGCGAUUGACUUCCUGGAAACUGAACUUCGUCAGAUGCAGUCGAAGAACGUGACUAUUACGGCUACUGAACACUGCGUUGACUACACAGGCAUUGCGAGCCCUCGGGCUUCUAGUGAGGCAUUUGGAGGGCACAGUCGCAAGGGAAGCACAUCAUUAUCACAGUCGCCAGCUAGCUCAGCCCAUCUCUCGACAACAUUGGAGCGUGCCUUACAGGAUCGAUAUUCACGGACCUCGUCUGCACGCCUGCUCCCGAAAGAACCAUCGACUGUGGAGCAUGGGCAACACAUUGUCUUCAGCGCUUUUGAUGGGCGCAUGAUGAAGCCGAAGACGAAACGAAGAAUGACGACGGAAGAGAAGAGCGCCGCGUAUAAGAAAACCAGAAAACGAGGCGCUUGCCCCAAAUGCAAGCGCCAAAAAGGCAAAGUAUGA